Molecule: messenger RNA, 4118 nt
Organism: Bufo gargarizans (Asiatic toad)
Lineage: Eukaryota; Metazoa; Chordata; Amphibia; Anura; Bufonidae
Gene: CYTH2
Product: cytohesin 2
Exons: 12
Coding region: 211-1431 (406 amino acids)
Biological process (GO): regulation of ARF protein signal transduction
Molecular function (GO): guanyl-nucleotide exchange factor activity
Source: RefSeq, a predicted model, not a curated record
GUGGCUGCUAUGGAGGCAGUAGGUGGGCUUUAGAGGCGACGGGUGUUGGGGGGUGGUGAGCCCGAUGAAGGCGAGCCGGUUACAGAGCGGUGGGAACGGAGCUUCAUAGGAACCGUUCGUUUAGAAUAUUAUUCUGGGUCCGUGGACAUUUCUGACGUGAAGUCGUGAUUUCCGGUCAAGCGAGUCCUCGGACUUGUCACCUUCCUGGACAUGGACGAUACCAUUUACAUUCCCGCUGACCUGACUCCAGAAGAACGUAUUGAGCUCGAGAACAUCCGUCGCAGGAAACAGGAACUGCUGGAAGAGAUCCAGAGGCUGCGUGAUGAGCUGAGUGAGGCUAUGAAUGAGGUGGAAGGCCUGGAGGCCAAUGAAGGAAGCAAAACGUUACAAAGAAACCGGAAGAUCGGGAUGGGCAGAAAGAAGUUUAAUAUGGAUCCUAAAAAGGGCAUCCUCUAUCUCCAGGAGAAUGAGUUGCUGAGAAACACUGCAGAAGACAUAGCACGCUUCUUGUACAAAGGGGAAGGGCUGAAUAAGACCGCCAUCGGGGACUACUUAGGAGAGAGGGAGGAUUUAAAUAUUUCUGUUCUUCAUAGCUUUGUGGAUCUCCAUGAGUUUACAGAUUUGAACCUUGUUCAAGCUCUCAGGCAGUUUCUAUGGAGUUUUCGUCUGCCAGGUGAAGCUCAGAAGAUUGACCGCAUGAUGGAGGCUUUUGCGCAAAGAUAUUGUAUGUGUAAUCCGGGUGUGUUUCAGUCCACAGAUACUUGCUAUGUCUUGUCUUUUGCGGUCAUCAUGUUGAACACUAGUCUGCAUAACCCCAAUGUUCGAGACAAACCUGGCUUUGAAAGAUUCAUCUCUAUGAACAGGGGAAUAAAUGAUGGGGGUGACCUUCCUGAGGAACUACUCCGGAACUUGUAUGACAGUAUCAGAAAUGAGCCAUUUAAGAUCCCAGAGGAUGAUGGGAAUGACCUCACACACACAUUCUUCAAUCCUGAUCGAGAAGGCUGGCUUCUCAAAUUGGGCGGCCGGGUGAAAACAUGGAAGAGGCGCUGGUUCAUCUUAACUGACAACUGUCUGUAUUAUUUUGAGUAUACCACGGAUAAAGAGCCGAGAGGCAUUAUCCCGCUGGAGAACCUCAGCAUUCGUGAAGUUGAAGAUCCUAGAAAACCGAACUGCUUUGAACUUUAUAUACCAAACAAUAAAGGGCAACUAAUCAAAGCAUGCAAAACGGAGGCUGAUGGGAGAGUAGUGGAAGGCAACCAUAAUGUCUAUAGGAUUUCAGCCCCGACUCCUGAAGAGAAGGAAGAAUGGAUCAAAUCUAUACAGGCUGCAGUGAGUGUGGACCCCUUCUAUGAGAUGCUGGCUGCCAGGAAGAAAAGGAUCUCGGUCAAGAAAAAACAGCAGAUGCAACAGGAACAACAAGAACAGUCUUAAAGGACUCGUACCUUCUUCUUGGAAACUCGCCUCUCCUGGCUUGCAACCACUGCUGAGCACUCCAUUGCCAGAUGAGGAUGGUGACUAUUGCUGGUGCUCACGGGUAGGGCACUAUGGAAACUGAGACCUUGUUUGCACUGGAUGCCUAGUGUACUCGCUAGAGCGUAGCUGAACUUGAUCUCGCCUCCAUCAUUUCAAGCCGGGCCUCAGUGUUCACUGAGUGCUGGUCAUUGAGGACUUUGAUUGUUGGAUUUUUCCUUUUUUUUUUCCCCCUCCCCCUUCCUCUUCAUUAGUGUAAAGAAUAUUUUUGUUUUAUUGAACUCUAAACCUAUUGGACAAAUAUGUGGUGUGGAAAAGUGCAUGAAAAAGCAAUACGACUCGAACCCUUUCCAUUGCCAUAGCACAAGCUUCGCAUUUGUUCUGUAGCCAGUUCUUUUUAUAAUCUUCUGCCAGAUGGUCCUCCAAGGUUGGUGGGGACUAUCCCUUAAGGUGACGCCUUGGUUUGGCAUUGCUUUCUCUAUGGGUUCUCUAUGUAUCUUGUCUAAAUGUAGCCAUAACCCUUCGAUAGCUGUUAGCCAAAUUUUCAUUUGCACAACAGCUAUUCGUUCUGGUCCACCAAAUGCACACUUGGCUUGACUGGACAAUAGACUUGCAUGUGUCCUGUGUGGAGAAAGGGGACUAAGCUUCUGCCAGAUGUCCAUCUUCAGACACUUCUAGCAAUGGCCUAUCUACCUUAAGAAAAAAGGAGUCCUUGACACUUCUCUCCCGUCAAUCUGAGUCGAGUUGUGAGGCUCUCAUACACAGUUAGUUGGUCAGCUAGUCCUGCCCCAAUCGCUGCGUUCAGCUGACAUCCAUCUAAUGUGUAUGGCAACCUUUAGUCCAUUUUCUGCUGCUGGCAGCUUGAAGAAACAAAUUCACAGCCGUAGAAGAUUAAAGAAAACGUGAUCUUCAAUCUUGAAAAUGGCACAUUGUCAUGUAGCCACCUGGACUGUUCGGACCUCACAAAUGUUCAUAAAAAUGGCAGUGCUCGUCUUUUUGGCACAACCAUGCUACUGAAACUGCCCUCAACAAAUGCCAAGGCAGUGGCAUAGCACUAGAAAGCUACCAACUGUACCAUGCUGAAGCCCAAUCGUGGACCUGCCCCCUACUCCAUAUAAUGGGUGGCAUGAGCUUACACAUCUGUAUACGACCCUGUUUUCUGCUUUUACUUCAGUAGCUGCUCUGGUGUAAAAUAUGUUGAGCCCUGUACAGAGAUUUACCACCCUCCACUACAUCUGCAAAUUUUCUUCAUAUAUGCUAUACCAGGGUUCAGCAACCUUUGGCACUGCAGCUGCUUUGAAACUACGACUCCCAGCUUGCACAUUUGUUUUUCUGUUCUUGUAACUCCAUUAAAAGCAAAUGGAGCAUUCUGGGAGUUGUUGUUUCUGAACAGCUGGCGUGUGGGCGGGUUGCUGAUCCACGGGCUAUACUUGGAUAUUCUGUGCAGUCACUUCUACUGCAGAGCCAUAGGGCGGCCCCCAUGGCGACACUUCUGUAAUACAGCAUAUGAUGGAAUAUGCAUUCUUUUUAUGCAGUCUGAAGAGCAUAUUGGGUAACUGCAUAUACUGCAAUCCCCUGCAUUAUCUCUUACAUAGAAGAGAUCUUCUCAGAUAUCCCUAAAGCAUCAGUUUUAUGAUAUUUUUAUAAACUAGCACUUCCUCCUAUUUAUUUCUGUCCAUUAUGAGAGCUUGUCUCACAGCCUCCUUUAUGUCAUCAGACUAGUUCUUGUGCUUUUUCUGGAUAUCACAAAUACCCAUAUCGCAGGUAGUGGAGCACAGCACUGGAUCUUGAUUUGCUACUGUUAAGGAUUGGCCUUGUAUGAUACUUUCUCCCUCCGCUGUGUGGGAUAUAAGAUGCCAGCGCACGUCGCUGCUAUUGUUUUUGCCAGUCCACAGGCAGCAAAUAAGUGCAUUAUUCUUGAUGUCUCAUUGUGCGCCAGCAAAGCGAUUUCAGUUUAAUACGCUAAAGAGGCAUUAAGCCUAAAGUCUUUGUGCCGUGCAGCUGGUUACGCUCUAUUGUCCCUGUUGUCAACCACUUCAGGCUGAGAGGAAGCUGACUAGUGUCCAGUGAGAUUAAUGACAGAGGUGUCACAUUAUUCCAGCUAUGAGAACCUCCCGAAAUGUGGGAUUGAUAUGCGCAGCCUUUUAAGAGAAAAGUAUUGACCUAAAUCAGAUUUUUAGAAGGCUGGUUCCUAGAAUCUCACAGCAUGUUGAAGCUACUUGUGCACCGACUUUGCUCCCCAAUGUUGAUAGGGAAGAAAACACUACAGCGGGCUGAAGGUGGCCAUAGAAUAACACUGACCGUGCAUGCAUUUAUCCCGAUCAUGCCACAGUCGAGAGGAAUGGAAAGCACAUCUUUUUGGAUAUGUUUAAGGGGCAUUACCCAUAUUUCAGUUUUGUAAUGUGACUCAUUUGACAGGUUGUGUAAUUUGUAGUGCCAUGGUGGGGUACGGUCUCCUGUCCCCCGCCGCACUGUGCCUGUCUGUCGCAUUCACUCAGAAGCUGUGAAAAUGAUUCAGGACUGAAUACCUCAUCUUUUGAAGGGGUAAGACGCGGUAAUAUUGGAUUGGAAUUAUGUUUGUAAUUUUUUUCUAUUUAAUAUAUUGUACACAGAUACAUUAAUAAAAAAACGUAAAUGGUAGUAUGAGA